AUGGACUUGGACAUCGCAUAUCUCGAUCCAAAAUCCAUUUAUCAGAAAAGCAAACGAGCUCUUGAGAAUAAGGGUUACCAUAGUCAUUUGUCACUACAGCUGUACGGGGAUAAUAGUAUUCUCUCUGGGAAAGAUAUGAUGGAUAAAUAUGCUGAAGCUGGAAUCUUGGACAGUUAUCUAUGGGCAUUGAACAAUCCUGGAGAAUCGAAUUUGAUGCUACUCUCAAAAGACAUCAAACAAGACACAUGGGGGAUGAGGUUACUUACAUUUUUGCAUAGGAAUGAUUGCUAUAUUCUCUUAGGGGAGCCUUUAUCAGAGUUUACAGUUCCUUCUGAUAGUGCUGAAUGGAUUUGGAAAAGCCUAUCAGAUUGAGGAAACCCUAGCUUACACAAAGCUAAUAGCAUCUUUGUAAUCUACUUAAGUGGAAGUAAGCAAAUGUUAAGAUGCUUUAGUAAAAUUAUAUAGACAAUGGUUGUACUCCU
Molecule: messenger RNA, 482 nt
Organism: Brassica napus (rape)
Lineage: Eukaryota; Viridiplantae; Streptophyta; Magnoliopsida; Brassicales; Brassicaceae
Exons: 3
Coding region: 1-372 (123 amino acids)
Source: RefSeq, a predicted model, not a curated record